GCGGAGGGAAGAAGAAAGGCGAAGGGACGAGGAGGAGCAGCGGGAACGCGUCCGAACCCUCCGCAAGUCCCGGGUGGAGCUCCAUAUGCGGGCCCUCGCGUGCCGCCUUUCCAGGCCUUGCAGCAGCGACUCCAUCAGAGACAGGCUCAGGGCACAUAGGAUGGCAGCCAUGCAGCGUCUUGAAGACUACCGCCAAGAGCUCCAGGACAUCCAGGAUCGCGUGUCCAGCAAUCCUCUGCUGGUGGAGAGACGGGCCCUGUACGGAGCCCAACGCCUCCUGGAACACCAGUACGAGCGAAAGCUGCAGGAGCUGGGCCUCGACCACCACUUCCUAGAGUCCAAGGCAGCGCUGCACGUCCAAAGACGUAGGUCAAGGUCGCUGGACUCUCGCUCCGUGGCGUCUGGCUCAUCCGCGGGGUCGCCACAGCGUUCCAAGAGAGAGGCGCCUGCCGCCGACCUCGAUGCAUGCCCUAGGAGUGCAUCCUUGCGCUCUUCGGCCGCUUCCGACGAACAGAGCGACACGGAGAACGCCCGCGGAAGUCACCCUGACCUCUCCCAAGCAUCUGGAGAAAGGGAGAGUGACCGGAAGUCUGCGGUAUCUGCGUCCAGUUCCAGCAUCCGCACGACAGCUUCGACCUGAUGCAGAUCCCUGCGUACGAUUUUAAUUUAGUGAUUUGAAAGAUGUGUUUUUUUUUUUUUUGGGGGGGGGGGGGGGGGGUUGGGUUGGUACUGGGAUAGUUGUGUUCGCAUUUUGUACUUUUUAUUCUUUUCAGAGUACCCGGUUAAGCCUAUUCGGGUGGUGAAACUAGUAAACAAACAAGUGCUGUAUGCAACUUAUUUUUAAAUGACAUAAUUAUGCAAAACUUCAAGCCUGUUUGUGAAGCACCCCAUGCAUGCAGCAGUGCAGGUAAUGUACAAGGCCCGUUUGUCUUGCUGUGAUAUUUUUUUUAAUUCUUAGGUCGUGAAAGCUACACUAGUACGGUCUGUGCAGGUGAUAUACGGCCAGGGGGACAUGGUAUAGGGGAUUGGUAGUCACGAUGUGAAAGAUAAUUCAACUUUUCUUAAUACCUUUCAUUGGUCAAAUACAAACCUUUAACUUCGUGCAACCGAAAGGAUGAUUAACGAAUUUGAGUUAAUUAUUCAUGUAUUGUGACGAUUAUAUUAGGUCUUCCUGGCCAUGAACCUUGCCUGCACAGACGGCAUUACUGUAUUUCGUUGUUUUUUUAGAAAAAUCGGGACCCUCUAAAAAUUCCUAUAUCAUGCGUUCCGUGUCCAAAUGUUUAGAACGGAUGUAUGUAGACAAAAUAUAUUUGCACAGUUCUUUUUUUUUGUGCUUGACAAACAUAAUUAAGCUUAUUUGGUGACAUUGAACAGAAUGUUCUGCACGAGUUUUUCUACAAAUUUCAGCUGACAUUUGGUGAACAAAGGUUUGCAACGGAUGUACAUAUGUGCAGUAUUUUUAAGUAUAAAAUUGAUCUCUGUGCCUUUCGAGUUGUUUUAUCAUGCAUAUUUCUAAGUUAAAUAACACUGAUCUAUUCUUCUAUUGAGUCUGUUUUUAUUGGGCCUAUAUCCGACUGGCACAGGCAUAUAUAUACCUGUGACAAGCGUUUUGUAAAAAUGGUGUUGGAUGAGCAAUUUCGCCCAAUAUGUGGAAUAGGACA
Messenger RNA from Ixodes scapularis (black-legged tick), 1661 nucleotides. Its product is annotated as protein FAM161A. Gene Ontology annotation, cellular component: cilium. NCBI's taxonomy places the organism in Eukaryota, Metazoa, Arthropoda, Arachnida, Ixodida, Ixodidae. The transcript is spliced from 3 exons. Gene Ontology annotation, biological process: cilium organization. The record is from RefSeq and is a predicted model, not a curated record. The coding region runs from base 86 to 640 and encodes 184 amino acids.